Molecule: messenger RNA, 4862 nt
Organism: Erinaceus europaeus (western European hedgehog)
Lineage: Eukaryota; Metazoa; Chordata; Mammalia; Eulipotyphla; Erinaceidae
Gene: CMIP
Product: c-Maf inducing protein
Exons: 21
Coding region: 128-2959 (943 amino acids)
Cellular component (GO): cytosol; nucleoplasm
Source: RefSeq, a predicted model, not a curated record
UCCUCUCCCGCCGGGCCGCGCCCGGGGGCCCCGCGGGUCCCCGCCCGGGCGGCGGGCUCCGCCUGCGCGAGGACGAAGCCGCGGCGGCCGCCGCCGUUGCCGCCAUUGACGUCAGAGGGGCGGGCACAUGACCCCGAGGGGACCAAUCGCGCGGGCGCCCAGCGGCUUCUGCAAUCUCUCAACCGAGCCGGCCCCCGCGGCCCCCGCCGCACACUCGCCCGCGGACGGACGCCCAGACACACGUACAGUACACACGAUCGGGCGGCGGGGCCCAGACACGCCCGCCCGCGCGGCCCCCUCGCCGCCCCGCGCCCCCGCCCGCCCUCCCGUCGGCCCCGCCGCCAGCAGCCAGCGGCCAGCGGCCAGCGGCCAGCGGCCAGCAGCCAGCAGCCAGCGGCCAGCAUGCACCCGAGCAGCUAGGAGGAAGCGGAGCCCCGCAGGAAGGAGCCCGCCGCCGCGCCCCUCCCCCGCGGGGCGCCCCCCGCCCCACACCCCCCCACCUUCCUGGGGGGUGGGGGGGUGCGGGCCGCCGAACCCGGGCCCGAGUCGCCCCGGCAGCCCGGGACAGCCCCCCUGUCCCCGCCCGGCCCCCUCCCCUCCCCUCCCUUGCCCUCCCCACCCGUCCCCGGCGCGGCCGGCCAUGGAUCUGAGCAGCAGCUCUGGCGGCGGCGACCCCCGGCAGAUCGAAGAGACCAAGCCGCUGCUGGGGGGCGACGGGCCGGCCCCCGAGGGCACGAAGAUGGGCGCCGUGCCCUGCCGCCGGGCCCUGCUGCUGUGCAACGGGAUGAGGUACAAACUGCUGCAGGAGGGCGAUAUCCAGGUCUGUGUCAUCCGGCACCCUCGGACCUUUCUCAGCAAGAUCCUCACCUCGAAGUUCCUGAGGCGCUGGGAGCCGCACCACCUCACCCUGGCCGACAACAGCCUGGCGUCCGCCACGCCGACCGGGUACAUGGAAAACUCAGUCUCCUACAGCGCCAUUGAGGAUGUUCAGCUGCUGUCCUGGGAGAAUGCCCCGAAAUACUGUUUACAGCUCACAAUUCCUGGGGGAACUGUCUUACUGCAGGCUGCCAACAGCUACCUGCGAGACCAGUGGUUCCAUUCUCUACAGUGGAAGAAAAAGAUUUACAAAUAUAAGAAAGUUCUGAGCAACCCAAGCCGCUGGGAAGUUGUGUUAAAGGAGAUCCGCACCCUGGUGGACAUGGCCCUGACCUCACCACUACAGGAUGACUCCAUCAACCAGGCACCUUUGGAAAUAGUCUCCAAACUGCUCUCAGAGAACACAAACUUGACUACCCAGGAGCAUGAAAACAUUAUUGUGGCAAUCGCUCCUUUGCUGGAAAACAACCAUCCACCACCAGAUCUCUGUGAAUUCUUCUGCAAGCACUGCAGAGAGAGACCGCGGUCCAUGGUGGUCAUUGAAGUGUUCACCCCAGUGGUCCAGAGAAUCCUCAAGCAUAACAUGGACUUUGGGAAGUGCCCACGACUGAGGCUGUUUACUCAGGAGUACAUCCUCGCUUUGAAUGAGCUCAAUGCAGGGAUGGAAGUGGUGAAGAAGUUCAUUCAGAGCAUGCAUGGCCCCACAGGGCAUUGCCCCCACCCCCGGGUCCUGCCCAACCUGGUGGCUGUGUGCCUGGCUGCCAUCUACUCCUGCUAUGAAGAGUUCAUCAACAGCCGAGACAAUUCCCCGAGCCUGAAGGAGAUCAGGAAUGGCUGCCAGCAGCCCUGUGACCGGAAGCCCAACUUACCUCUGCGCCUUCUGCACCCCAGUCCGGACCUGGUGUCUCAGGAAGCCACAUUGUCAGAGGCACGACUCAAGUCAGUGGUCGUGGCCUCCAGCGAGAUCCAUGUGGAAGUGGAGCAUACCAGCACUGCCAAGCCGGCGCUGACAGCCAGUGUGGGCAAUGACAGCGAGCCCAACCUCAUCGACUGCCUCAUGGUCAGCCCGGCCUGCAGCACCAUGAGCAUUGAGCUGGGCCCUCAGGCCGACCGCACACUUGGCUGCUAUGUGGAGAUCCUCAAGCUGCUGUCAGACUAUGAUGACUGGAGACCAUCUCUGGCCAGCUUGCUUCAACCCAUUCCAUUCCCCAAAGAAGCUCUCGCACAUGAGAAGUUCACCAAGGAACUGAAGUAUGUGAUUCAGAGGUUCGCUGAAGACCCCCGACAGGAGGUCCACUCGUGCCUGCUGAGUGUGCGGGCUGGCAAAGACGGCUGGUUCCAGCUCUACAGCCCUGGAGGAGUGGCCUGUGACGAUGACGGGGAGCUGUUUGCCAGCAUGGUGCACAUCCUCAUGGGCUCCUGUUAUAAGACCAAAAAAUUUCUGCUAUCCCUGGCGGAAAACAAGUUGGGACCCUGCAUGCUCCUGGCGCUGAGGGGGAACCAGACCAUGGUGGAGAUCUUGUGCUUGAUGCUGGAAUACAACAUCAUUGACAACAAUGACACCCAGUUGCAGAUCAUCUCAACCCUGGAGAGCACGGGCGUGGGGAAGCGCAUGUAUGAGCAGCUAUGUGACCGGCAGCGGGAGCUGAAGGAGCUGCAAAGGAAAGGUGGGCCCACCAGGCUAACACUGCCCUCCAAGUCCACAGACGCAGACUUGGCUCGUUUGCUGAGCUCUGGCUCCUUUGGAAACCUGGAGAACCUCAGUUUGGCCUUCACCAAUGUAACCAGUGCCUGCGCUGAGCACCUCAUCAAACUGCCUUCUCUCAAGCAGCUGAACCUGUGGUCCACUCAGUUUGGAGAUGCUGGCCUGCGGCUCCUGUCGGAACACCUCACCAUGCUUCAGGUGCUGAACCUGUGUGAGACACCUGUCACCGAUGCUGGAUUGCUCGCCCUCAGCUCCAUGAAGAGUCUUUGCAGUUUAAACAUGAACAGCACCAAGCUCUCGGCUGACACCUACGAAGAUUUGAAGGCCAAGCUCCCCAACCUGAAGGAGGUGGACGUCCGCUACACAGAAGCCUGGUGAAGCUCCCCACCCUGCAGGAAGGAGUUUGCAAGUGCAACACAACUCUCAAACUAAUAGCCGUAGAGCGGCCUUGGCCUGGGGUCCCACCCCCAGUGUCCAGGCUGUGAGAUAGAUUGGGGAAGUCUUUCUGGGGGCAGAGGGCAAAGGGGGGAGGGGGUGGGGGGGGGGCCCGUCAGCACGCCCAGCCCCCACCUAAUUCUUUUAGCUUCAUAAUCGGAAACCUUGACCUGAUCUCAAAUGGACUUGUAGCAACCAGAGGAGCGUCAGCGGGUCAGGGAGGGGGGUGGGCUUGGGGUGGGGUGGGGGGGGCUUCGUGGAUUUUCUUUGCCUUUGUGUUUAAUGCCGUGUGGGAAAAGUCAACUUUGAUGCCACCACCAUCAUCAUCAGGAGACCCUGCCGGGCCUGGAGGGCUGACCCCAGAUGCUCUCUUGGAGGCUCCAGCCGACCUCGUCCCCCCAUGGGGACCAGAAGACCCAUCACGGCCAUCCUGUGUCCUUGCCAUCGCUAUGCAAAGUGAUUCUCGUUGUACAUAAGAUUUAAAUAACGCGCCUAUUUAAGAAAUGUUGAAAAAUUGCAGGUCUGGGACCUGCCUCUUAUUUAUGAAGUCUGACCCUCUGCCCGCCUCCCACCCCAGGCCUGUAGUUCUGUCUGAACCAGUCAGCUGUCUGUCUGUCAGGGUAGUGCUAGUAUUAUUGUUUUUUUUUUUAAAGGAAACAGACAAAACAAAACAAAAAAUGAACCUCCUUGGAAAAUUAAUUGCUUUUUCGUAAUGGAUUCCCUAUGCUAAUGCUUAGUCUGUCUGUCCACCCAGCUACCCACUCUGCAUUUCUGAUUCCCAAGUGUCUCCAGCUUCCUCACAAGGUGGGAGGUCAGUCUAGGGGAGGAGAAGGAAGUGGGGUCUCCCGUAUUGUUGUGCUCCUCUGAGGCCUGGCUUUUUUUCGGCCCCCUUUUACACAUGCAGGGGGGGGGUGCUAACCUGUCCUCCUAGUAGAGCUGUUUCCUACCCCUCCCCCAAGAGCCCUCACCUCUGGUGGCCCCUGUGUUCCUGAUCCCGAUUGAGAAUCUCCCGCCCCCCACGAUCCUGUGCUUCACGUGGCCUCCCCCCUGCAUGCCCAUGCCCACCUCUUUGCAUGGUCUCCUGGGAGAAGAGAGGGAUGCCACCUCCACCAGCCUGACUGCCCCCUGCCCUCCCCUGACCUCCCUUCCGAAAUAUGACCACUGCAGCUCAGACAUCCCCCACCCUGCCCUACCACAAACCAGCCUCCCUUUCUUUUAUACACAGUCGCCCUCACUGUACAGAACAGCCCCUUCAAGGCUGACUUGGGGCCCCCCUCCCCCCAAGCCCCACUUUCUGUUGGUUUAGCACAAAUACUCCUUCCCCCUCAACUCCUGCACCUCCAGACCUACUCCCUUCUCCCCAUCAAUGUAAUUGUUUUAUAUCUAUUUAAUCUUAUUCAAUGGAAACCAUGCUUUUGUUGUUUUAUACUUUGCUAGGUAGACUUUAUUACCCCCCCACGAUGCCCUCAUUUUUUUUAAAAAAAAAAAAAAAGGAAAAAAAAUUGGGUUUCAGUCUUAAUUCCUUUUCGUGCCAGAUUUUAUUUUGUGUGUGCGUGUGAGUAUUCUGUUUCGUGUUCUGUUUUUGUUCUCCUGUUGUUGUCGGGUUUGAUUCUCUCCCCACCCACCCCCCUUGGGUCCCAUACUCUACAGCACUCUGGUGCAGGAAGAAGCAGGAGCAAAAAAAAAAAAAAAAAUUAAAAAAAAGAAAAAGAAAAAGAAGAACCGAGACAUGCCACCUUUCCCUACGCACUGUUGCUUUUCCUGAUGGUUAAUACUACUGUCACGUAGCUGUGUUCAGAGAUGUGAAAUACUUUCAGGCAAAAAUAAACUGUAAGUGACUCAUUGA